GCUGAACACGUGACCCGGUGUGUGUUUUUAUGUAACGGACGUGGUGGAGAAAGUCUGUCCACUAUCCACUACACACUGUGAGGCAGCUAUAGACAUGAUUACACACGUUAACAGGACAUCUGCAUAACACUUUAUUAUAUUUUUAAAAGCUAUAUAAUGUCGCUUCAACCGGACGCAGCGGAGGAGAGAAGCAGCGCCUUCUUCAUCGCUGCAGAAGAAGAAGAAGAGGAGGAGGAGGACCACCAUCAUCAACUUAUACUACAAAAAGCCAACGCGUUAGCCUCGGAAGACUGCCUAAAAGAAGCCAUUGGGUUGUUCUCUGUGGCUAUGCGGUACCGCACUGUGAGACCAGAACAAUUAAGCACCUUUGUGGACUGUAUCCUGCGAAACUUUAAGAGGAAAACGGACUCAGAGUCGGUUUCAGGCCGGAGUCGUCGCCGGGACGUCGCUGCUGCUUCUGCUGCCGUUGCUGUUGACGACGACGUGUUCGACUGUCCGAACUGUCGCAGCUUCUUAGGCGAACCCGUCACCGCAGCCUGCGGACAUUCAUACUGUAAAAGGUGUUUACAACGACGGCUGCUCUCCAAGUGUAAGCUGUGCGGUGAAGAGGUGAGCGGAGAGGAGAAAGUGAACGUAACGCUGUGCGGACUGUUAGACAAAUGGUUCCCGGAGGAGCUGAAGAAGUCUAAAAUGCUGUGCGAAGUGGACGAGCUGUGUAGGAGAGGAUGCUACCACGAAGCGGUGUCGCUGGCGACAGAUGUGAUUCAGUGUGAUCCAGAGAUGACAGAGGUGGCGCGACUGUCUCGGGCAGAGGCGUACAUGGCUCUCAAACUGUACCGUCUGGCUCUGGAGGACACAGAGUUCAGUCCCUUGUCCAGCUGCUCUGCUGAAGCUUUGUUUAGGAAAGCUGUGGUGUUACAUGAGAUGGGCCAAGUGGACGAGUCUCUGCAAGUCUUCCUCCAAUGCCUGGCUGUAGACGAGGACUUCCCCUGUGCUAAAAGACAAGUGGAAAAGAUCCUGUGUGACUUGCUCUCCCCCGCUGAUGAGAAUGUCAAGGUCGGCCUGAGGGAAACAACACAGAGCACGUCACCUCACUUGCGAAGUAAAACCCUCGUGGCCGAUGCCCAAGCUCAACCACAGAGCCCGGUCCAAAGACAACACCAGGUCCGCGCCGCCUCGGCACACCACCAUCUGGACAGCCAGGAGAAACGCUUGGAAAGCCUGGAGCGGCCCGGUCUGAGCAGAGCUCAUUCGCUACGGAUGCAUGGCUCUAAUUGUGGCGAGGAAGGGCUGAAGAGAGUUUGCUCUGCUCCUCAGCUAGGAGACGAGGACAAGGGUGGCGUGCUGAAGAGGAAGUUGUCAGUGUCAGACACAGAACACUGCUUUGUGAACAGUGGAAGUAACAAGCUUAAAAGACAAGGUGUGGGGAAAGGCUCCAAACAAAAGGCUGCCAAAGUUAAAAUCUGCAGAAUUGUUCCUAAAGACCUGAUGGACCCCAAUGACCUGGAGUGCUCUCUCUGCAUGAGGUUGUUCCAUGAGCCUGUGACGACACCAUGUGGCCACACCUUCUGCAAAAAUUGUUUGGAACGCUGCUUGGACCAUACGCCCCAGUGUCCCCUCUGUAAAGAGAGCCUGAAAGAGUAUCUAGCAUGUCGGAAGUACAUGGUGACGACUGUCUUGGAAAUGCUGAUCAAACAGUAUUUGAGUCAGGAGUAUGCAGAGAGGACUAAAACUCAUCUGGAGGAGACCAGAGAGCUUUCUGACCUGACGAAGAAUGUGCCUAUCUUUGUGUGUACCAUGGCCUACCCCACCGUGCCUUGCCCCCUACAUGUCUUCGAGCCACGUUACCGCCUCAUGAUUCGCCGCUGCAUGGACGCGGGCACGCAGCAGUUUGGGAUGUGUAUUAAUGACCCCCAGAAAGGGUUUGUAGAUUACGGCUGCAUCCUGACCAUCAGGAGUGUCCAUUUCCUCCCUGAUGGACGGUCAGUAGUGGACACCAUUGGAGGAAAACGCUUCCGGGUCCUGUCCAGAGGAAAGAAGGAUGGUUACAGCACUGCUGACAUUGAGCACUUGGGCGACAACAGGGUGGAGGAUAGUGAGGAGCUGGAGAAACUACAAGAUCUGCAUGACGCAGUGUACGAGCAAGCCCGCGUCUGGUUCCAGGACCUCAAGAUCCACUUCCACAACCAGAUCCUGCAGCACUUUGGACCAAUGCCAGAACGAGAAGCUGACAUCCAGGCCACUCCUAAUGGUCCGGCGUGCUGCUGGUGGCUCCUGGCUGUUCUGCCUAUCGACCCACGGUACCAGCUGUCUGUCCUCUCCAUGACCAGCCUCAAAGAACGCCUGGUGAAGAUCCAGCACAUCCUCACGUAUCUGCAGAGCAUCCCCAACAACUAGAGCUUCCUCUUCUUCAUCACCACAAACAUCCUUUGGACUUUGAAAUGACAUUCAAGCAAACCCUGUACCAACAUCUCGCCAACUUUUGUUUCCUCUGCCAUCUGACCCUUCAGCUUUUCUUUUCUUUUUUCAUAACGACAAGACCCCUCGUUUUACAGUUCUUCAUAUAAAGCAAAGUUGAAACCUCCUUGAACUGUGGAUCAGUGAAACCAGAGAUUUGGCCAGACCACCUCAGGGAUACUUCCACUGACGCACAUAAUCUGUUUCUGAAUGAUUUGCAAAAUAUGACGGCAACUACUAUCAUCUGUUAUGGUUCUGAGUGCUGUUCAUUUGCAUAAGAACGUCACUGAAUGCCCUUGUCUGAUGUUUUGUUGAUGCUGUCGAAAGCAACAACAGAGAGAAGUAGCCUCUAUCUAACAAUCACCCCUGAGCAUACCUUCCUUAAGGAUAGUACUUAAUAGAGCUGAGGUGAAGAGAGUAUUAUAGUAUCAUCUCUGGUGAGACCAGUGAAAAGGACGUUUUUUUUGUUUCGUCUGCUGGCUGUAAGAUGUCUGUUAAUAUGGAGGAGGGGUGAGGCGAUUCUGUGGAACUAAAUCCUAAAUGCUGAAAGUCCAAAAAAAGUGUGGUUUAGAUGAACCAUUGAGAAGAGAUUUGAGCAAAACCAAGUGCAACUAAAAGCUGGCAUACGUGUACCAAGCACUCAUGAAAGUAUUAAUCUUUAUCUUCCAAGCAUCACAUUUUCUUCUUACUCACUUCCUCCACAUGCUUACCAUGCAAAAACUUCCAUCGCUGCAUCUUAGUCGUGGCAAAGCACCCUCCUGUUGAAAGAAUGAGGCGAUCUGUGUUUCUUCCCAUCGUUGACUUUCUUCCGAGUUGUCACGCAAAGAUCAACGAGUUUAUCCCUCCUAACAUCAGGUCGGUGGCCCUGCAAUCUCAUCUAUGCUUUUUGAAAAGCUUUUCUUCCUCUCACAGCUAACCUUAAGCCGUAUGCACUAUCUUCCAAAAUGUUUGUUUGUUAUGGACCUUUGGAGUGCGAGGAUUGAGUGAUUCAGUGGUUCUGUUCAUGUAUUAUUUGUCUCUCCUCUAAACCAAAAGAUGAAGCUACCCCUUACAUUAAUUUAAACUUAAUUAAUUUAUAAGUAAUAAUAUAUUUAUACACUCUGCCCAUGUGUUUGUAUGAGAAAUUCUAAGGGGGUAUUGCAAUAUUAUGACAAAUCAAAACAAGACAUAAAUGGCACGUAUACAUCUAAUGGGUUAGCAUCAUUCGUCAUUCAAAGCUGCUCUUUGUAUACUUGUGAGAGUCGAGAGGACGGUACCUGCAGUGCUUCAGUCGGGACUGCGUUUGCCUUACACCAUUUUGCAUUGUGAUUUGAAUUACACGAUGCGUUGGCUUGGUUACCAUUCCUUUUUGCCAUAGUGUGAAGUAUGUUUUAAUUGUAUUAUUUUUUUUCCCCUCUAAGUUAGUUUAAGCCACCAUUUGUUCACAGUGUGUAUAAAACAUUCUUAAAGAAAAUUCAAGUCAAGGCUGUUGUAUGUAAAUCAUCUGUAAAAAGGCUUUUUGGACAGAUCUUGCUUUUUGGUCAGAUGUUUAAGUUAUCAAUUUUCAAUAAUAAAUGCACUUCUUUUUUCAACUUCA
This is a messenger RNA of Sebastes umbrosus (honeycomb rockfish), 4033 nucleotides long. RefSeq names its product LON peptidase N-terminal domain and ring finger 1, like (gene lonrf1). Gene Ontology annotation, molecular function: protein binding. Lineage: Eukaryota; Metazoa; Chordata; Actinopteri; Perciformes; Sebastidae. The coding region runs from base 157 to 2397 and encodes 746 amino acids. The record is from RefSeq and is a predicted model, not a curated record. The transcript has 12 exons.